AUGGCGUCUAAUAGUGAUCCUCGUAUUCAGACGAAAAAAAUUAUAUUUAGUGUAUACAAUUUUGUAAAAGCCCUAUCAAGAGAAGAAGAAAUCCAUCCAUUUUUGUUUACUAAUGCUUUUAAAAUUACUGGUGAAAUUUGUAACCGAUCCGAGAGAGCUGUGAGGCGUAUACGCAAAGAAGGUAAAAGAGGUUGGAAAAACGAAAGUCCGGAACAACAAUCCCCUUCGUUCAGGACUUCGCUAAAAACACAUAAACGUGCAAAAUUGUUGAUGAAAUUAAACGAUGAAGAUAAUGACAUAGUACGUAGAACAGUUUAUGAAUUCUAUGAUAGAGGUGAGUACCCAACGUGUCUAAAAGUUUUUAUCGAACUAAAGAAACAUUGGGCUUGGAUAGGUUCUAUCCCGACAAUGCGUUCGCUUUUAAAAAAAUUUAAAUUUUCUUAUAAAAAGUGCAACAACGGUAAAAAGUUACUGAUGGAAAGAAACGACAUUGUUGCAGAACGUUGUACGUUUUUAAGAAAAAUAUGUGCACUUCGCGAAAAAAAAGAUACCCGUCCUGUCGUUUAUGUAGGUGAAACGUGGAUAAACCAAAACGACAGCAGUUCACGCACACGUAAAAAUGUUGCACAAACAGCUAUAUCAGAAGUUCCUACAGUCAAAACAAAAUGGUUCACUAUUUGCUACGCAAGAUCCGUGAAGCAUGAUUUUGUUGAAGAUUUGAAGUUAAUUUUUCGAAAUAAUAAUGCCAGCUGCUCAGAGUACGACCACCAUAUGUCAAUUAAUGCCGAAGUGUUUAAAACAUGGUUUAUUUCAAUGUUGAACAACCUUAAUGAGCCGUCAGUCAUUGUCAUGAACAAAGCACCUUACCAAUCGAUGUUUGUGAACAAUUUUCCAAAAAUGAAUAGCCAAAGAUCCGUUCUUGAAGAGUGGUUGACCAAUCAAAAUAUCGUAUUUUCGUCGGAAGAACGGUUGUCCGAAUUGCGUGAGCGGGUAAAAAAACUAAUACCAACGUGUAAACAGUACGAACUGGACGAAAUUGCGCAACAAAUGGAUCAUGAAGUCAUAAGGUUGCCUCCAUACCCAUGUCAAUACAAUCCCAUUGAGUCGAUUUGGAUAAAGGUUAAAGCAGAUGAGGAAUUGAAAAACCAAAACAACGUUGAUAUGGUAGAUAUUGAAAGAUUGGUGAAAGCGGCUGUGGAUGCAGUCACACAGGAAGAUUGGGAGACGUUUGUUGGACUGGCCGAAGAACGUCAAGAUAUUGAUUACGAAAAAGAAAUUACCAAGGAAAUCAAGUUGGAACCGAUAAUUUCUACACUAGAAAACGAAAAUUGCGAUUGGUCCGUCGAUGAAAAGGAUAGCGAAGACGUAUCCGAUGAGGAUUUUUAA
Molecule: messenger RNA, 1386 nt
Organism: Melanaphis sacchari
Lineage: Eukaryota; Metazoa; Arthropoda; Insecta; Hemiptera; Aphididae
Exons: 1
Coding region: 1-1386 (461 amino acids)
Molecular function (GO): nucleic acid binding
Source: RefSeq, a predicted model, not a curated record